Drepanopeziza brunnea f. sp. 'multigermtubi' MB_m1 is the source of this 3339-nucleotide messenger RNA. RefSeq lists its product as uncharacterized. Gene Ontology annotation, cellular component: proteasome storage granule; proteasome regulatory particle, base subcomplex; proteasome complex. The record is from RefSeq and is a predicted model, not a curated record. Lineage: Eukaryota; Fungi; Ascomycota; Leotiomycetes; Helotiales; Drepanopezizaceae. Gene Ontology annotation, biological process: proteasome-mediated ubiquitin-dependent protein catabolic process; regulation of protein catabolic process. Gene Ontology annotation, molecular function: enzyme regulator activity.
AUGCCCGGCUUGACUUCAGCAUCCGGCGUCCUGGGCUUCCUGUCCGACGAGGAGCCCGAGCUCAAGGUCUUCGCGCUGCAGACCCUGAACGACGACAUUGACACGCUGUGGACCGAGGUGGCCGGAUCCAUAGGCCAGAUUGAGGCCCUCUAUGAAGAUGAAUCCUUCCCCGAGCGACAGCUGGCAUCCUUGGUGCUGGCCAAGGUCUACUACCACCUGGGCUCCUACGAUGAGAGCAUGACUUUUGCUCUGGGCGCCGGCGACCUCUUCAAGCUGGACAACGGAGGCGAGUUCGAGGACGAGAUCGUCUCGCGAUGCAUGGAGACCUACAUCCGCGUCGAGAAAUUGAAACGCAAGGCCCCCAACUCUGCAAAGGACGCCUCCCUCCCGAAACUGGCGACAUCUUUUGCUGUCUCCGCUGGAAAAGACACGUCUGCUGCUGGCCUCACAUCGCCGACCACCCCCUUCUCCCAGUCGACCCUUCCUUCGAAGUCCCUCCUCUCGCGAUCUUCGACGGAGAACGUUUUGGAGCCCUCGGGCGCUGAUGGUCUUCUUGUCCCGGACCGCCCAACACAAGCUCUCCUGCAGAAGGUCAUUGAGAAACUAUUCGAGAAUUGCUUGCGGGAUGGCAGAUACAGACAGGUGGUGGGAAUCGCCGUGGAAGCGGAGAACCUGGAUGUCCUUCGUCGGGUCAUCAAGCGUGCCAGCGACGACGAGCGAAAAUCCCGAGGGAAGCAGCCUGAGGGAGUCCCGGGUCCCACAGAAGAGCUCAUGGAAUACGUCCUGGACAUAUGCAUGGGUGUCGUACAAGAACGAAGCCUACGAACGGAGAUACUACGGUUGAUCCUGGACUUGCUAAGCGAUAUACCCACGCCGGAUUACUUCUCGAUCGCCAAGUGUGCUGUAUAUUUGGACCAGGAUGAGGAUAUCUCGACAAUGCUGAAGAAGCUGGUGGCCAAGCAAGACCAAACUUCCACAGCUAUCGCAUACCAAGUCGCAUUCGACUUGUAUGACAACGGCACCCAGGAGUUUCUCUCCAAGGUGAUCAAGUCUCUUCCCGAGCAGCCAGCCCCGAAUAGCGGGAGCCCGACCGAAUCCGACCAGCUCCUUGGCGAACUCAAGGACAGCGCAGGCGCACCAGCUCCGAGCUCCGUCAACAUUUCAGACAAGGAAUACGCAACCUUCAACCGAGUAAGGACCAUUCUCGACGGCAGUGAGACAAUCAGACUCAACUUGGAAUUCCUCUACCGAAAUAACCAUACCGAUUUGAGCAUUUUGAAUAGAGUCAGAGACAGCCUGGAGGGCCGAAACUCCAUCUUUCACACGGCGGUCACCUUGUGCAAUGCGUUCAUGAACCAGGGCACCACAAACGAUAAAUUCUUCCGUGAUAACUUGGAAUGGCUCGGGAAGGCUGUCAACUGGUCCAAAUUCUCUGCGACCGCAGCGCUGGGUGUCAUCCACCGUGGAAAUCUGGCAAAUGCAAGGCUGAUCCUCGAGCCAUACCUUCCUCGAGCUACAUCGGUUGGCGGGUCGGCCUUCAGCCAGGGUGGUGCUCUCUACGCUUACGGACUGAUCUACGCCAACCACGGCGCAGAGGCUUUGGAAUACCUGAACACGCAAUUCACCCGAGCGGAUGACGAAGUCAUCCAACACGGUGGUGCGCUAGGUCUGGGUAUUGCAGGUAUGGCCACUGGAUCUGACGAGAUCUAUGAUAAUCUGAAGAGUGUGCUCUACAGCGACUCGGCUCUCAAUGGCGAGGCGGUCGGUCUCGCCAUGGGUCUCAUCAUGUUGGGCACAGGAAACAUCAAGGCUCUGGAGGACAUGAUCACCUAUGCUCAUGAAACCCAGCACGAGAAGAUUGUGCGUGGACUCGCCCUCGGAAUGGCGUUGAUCAUGUACGGCCGACAAGAAGCUGCCGAUGAACUCCUUGAGGGUCUUCUCCGAGAUCCCGACCCAACGCUCCGCUACGGUGGUAUCAUGACUAUUGCUUUGGCAUACUGUGGUACCGGGAGCAACAAGGCUGUCCGAAAGCUUCUUCACUAUGCCGUCAGCGAUGUCAAUGACGAUGUGCGCCGAAUCGCGGUCAUGAGUUUGGGUUUCAUCCUGUUCCGCAAGCCUGGCAGUGUUCCUCGCAUGGUUGAGCUCUUGUCCGAGUCCUACAACCCACACGUGAGAUACGGUGCGGCGAUGGCUUUGGGCAUCUCUUGCGCUGGCACUGGUCUGGCCGAGGCUAUUGACUUGCUGGAGCCCAUGACCAAGGAUCCAACCGACUUCGUUCGCCAAGGAGCAUUGAUCUCGCUGGCCAUGAUCAUGGUUCAGCAGAAUGAGGCCAUGAACCCAAAAGUGGCCGAGAUCCGCAAGACCCUAAAGAAGAUUGUCGGUGACCGCCACGAAGAUGCCAUGACCAAGUUCGGUUGUGCCUUGGCUUUAGGUAUCAUUGAUGCAGGUGGACGGAACUGUACCAUCGGGCUGCAAACACAGACUGGAAACCUCAACAUGGCUGGUAUUGUCGGUAUGGCCGUCUUCACGCAGUACUGGUACUGGUUCCCCUUUACCCACUUCUUGUCCCUGAGUUUCACUCCAACCUCGAUCAUUGGUCUCAAUGAGAAUCUCGAUCUUCCUGCUUUCGACUUCUACAGCGCUACACGCCCCAGCUUGUUCGACUACCCACCUGAGCAGGAGGUCAAGACGGAUGAAGCUCCAACUCUCAUUGCUACUGCUGUCCUCUCGACAACAGCUCAAGCCAAGCGACGUGCCCAGAAGAAGGAGAAGGCCCAACGUAGUGAGAGCAUGGACAUUGAACAGACGCCGACUACACCAAAGGUCAGUGUACCUACUGAUGAUAAGAUGGAUAUCGACGAGGCCAAAGAUGGAAAGCCGGAAGAGAAGAAAGAUGACAGCGACAAGGAUGCCACCACAGCCGAACUCGCCAAGAAGAAGCUCGAGAAGGAAAAGGUCGGCUAUGAGAUGCAGAACAUGUCCCGGGUCCUUCCAGCCCAACUGAAAUUUAUCAGCUUCCCAGCGGUCCGCUACAAGCCUGUCAAAAAGCCUACCGGGGGUGUCAUCAUGAUGAUCGAUACCCAACCCGACCAAGAGGUCGUUCUUAUCCAAGAGAAGGCCAAGGAUGCUCCAAUCGACGAGGCCGCCGCGCUAGCAACCCUUGAGGAUAUGCGCAACGAGUCCUUCGUCCUCAGUCGUAUGAUCGAAGAGGCUAGGUCUGCGGAUAGCCAGCUUAGGGCCGUCCGGGAGGAAGUGGGUUCAGAACUGAAGGGGGGCGAUAGAGAGGCGGAGGUCCCGCAUGACUUUGACUACAUCACUGAUACCGAGGAUGAGUUGUAA